AUGGACGAGGAGAUUGAUAGCAGAUUUCAUUAUUCCAUUCAGAACCCAGAGAAUCGUGGUUCCAACCGAUCAUCCUACGGGAAUUAUGGUAAAACCGCCUUUUUGUCGUCCGGUUCUAAUGGUAACAAUAUGGGACGUGGUGUGUCUGUUAUGGACGUACUACAUUAUGGAAAUGAUCAAUUUCGAGGAAAUGGAGCUUCAAGACCAAAAAAAAUAUCUUUCCAGAAUGCUAAUUAUCUUAGCCGACAAAAUUACAAUGAUGGUGACAAAUGUGAACGAUCGCCCAACAGCAGUAAAUGUAAUAAUAUCAGCGAAAAAAAUGAAGAUCGUAAAAUUUAUGUUCGGGGCGUCAGUUCGCAGUGGAGCAGGAAAGAAGUCGUACGAGAACAACGAAUUAAUAGCAAUGUCAAGGGUGAAAACUAUGCCGAUACUACAAUGGUGCCAUUCGAAUGUUGCCCAAACCAAGAGAGAAUCCGAUCGUUGCAACUAUCCUUGGGGCAACUGCGCAGAAUCGGUGUCUUGGCGGGCAAUGCAUGGACGAAAGAAAAACCGAAAACACCGUGUCGUCUUGUGGUCCCGAACGUUCAAUCUGUCAAAACAACGAUUCCAGAAACCAUGUCACAUGUGCAGAAUGGUGAAAAGCAGUAUGAAUCUCGAGAAGAUUGCAAUAAUCCGAAAAAUCCAUUCAUGAUAGUCGAAAUGAUCGCAAAUCAAUUAGAUCGUAAACGCGUCGCAAAAUCUCUUAACUGUAAUUUCGAAGGUGGAGAUCCUUCUACUUUUAUAUUUUAUAUGACGCCUGUUAAAGAGUAUGGUUUUGAUCAUAUCAUUCUCAUCGGAGAACAAUACGCUGGAAUUCUUUUUCUGGACUGCUACGGUCGUGUGUUCGAAUGGGGCUCAAUGUGUAAUGUUUUACGGGUGAUUGGGGAUUUUUGGAGUGAGGUGAAAAAAGAAUCUCGGACUACGCGUAUAUUUUGGGGUUUAGAAUUCGAUGGAACUAUUGAUGAAUAUGAGGACGUUAAGAAUG
Funneliformis caledonium is the source of this 1024-nucleotide messenger RNA. Lineage: Eukaryota; Fungi; Glomeromycota; Glomeromycetes; Glomerales; Glomeraceae. The record is from the annotation of a GenBank genome assembly.